AUGGCCGAAGCUAAUCCAGUGGUUUUCUUUGAUAUUGCCCUAGGUGGUGAGGCUUUAGGACGAGUGAAAAUGGAACUAUUUGCCAAUGUUACUCCACGAACAGCGGAGAAUUUCCGUCAAUUUUGCACUGGCGAGAGCAAGAACCAAAAGGGACAGCCCCAGGGGUACAAGGGGAGCAAAUUCCAUCGAGUGAUCAAAGAUUUCAUGAUCCAAGGUGGAGAUUUCAUCAACGGCGACGGGACUGGGUCAUGUACCAUCUACGGUACGUCGAAAUUUGCCGAUGAAAAUUUUACUCUCACACAUGACCGCGCCGGUCUCUUGAGUAUGGCUAAUUCGGGGCCGAACACCAAUGGCUGCCAAUUCUUCAUAACAACUACGGCUACGCCAUUCCUGAACAACAAGCAUGUGGUUUUUGGCCAAGUGAUUGAUGGGAUGGACAUUGUUCAAAUGCUUGAACACACCCGCACUACCAAAGACAAGCCUAACCAAGAUGUAACGAUCGUGCAGUGUGGAGAAAUGUAA
Molecule: messenger RNA, 522 nt
Organism: Penicillium paradoxum
Lineage: Eukaryota; Fungi; Ascomycota; Eurotiomycetes; Eurotiales; Aspergillaceae
Gene: cyp3
Product: putative peptidyl-prolyl cis-trans isomerase
Exons: 4
Coding region: 1-522 (173 amino acids)
Biological process (GO): protein folding; protein peptidyl-prolyl isomerization
Cellular component (GO): intracellular membrane-bounded organelle
Molecular function (GO): peptidyl-prolyl cis-trans isomerase activity
Source: RefSeq, a predicted model, not a curated record